Ogataea parapolymorpha DL-1 is the source of this 300-nucleotide messenger RNA. RefSeq lists its product as uncharacterized. The transcript has a single exon. The record is from RefSeq and is a predicted model, not a curated record. Lineage: Eukaryota; Fungi; Ascomycota; Pichiomycetes; Pichiales; Pichiaceae. Bases 1 to 300 code for a protein of 99 amino acids.
AUGAAAAAUAAGAGCACCAGAAUAUCAAAGAAACGACCUAAGCGAGCGCCUUCCAAAAGGGCCCGGGCGAUGGUCGAGAAGCUUAAUAAUGAGGUUCAAAAUGUAGAGGAGAUAUUGAAGGGCGCAGACUUCAAAAAGGACAAGGGAGUGUUUGCCAACUUGCAGACAGACCAUAAGCUCGACCAGCAAACAAAGACCGAGAAAUCCAGAGAAAAUGAUGACCUCGAACGUCAACUGGAUCUGCUCAGUGGCAUCACUAUCGAAGCCACGUCGCACAAGUCAGGAUCCGAGUCUAAAUAA